UUCCCUUCCUUUCGUUUCCUUUCCCUCCGCCCCCAAACGCAGGUUAUAAACCCCGGCGGACCUGUUGGAGCCUGGAAAUCUGGAACCAAUCCUGCGCACGUCUUCCUCGGAAACUUCAAUGGUGUGAGCUGCUCUCUCCCCCAAAUCUCAUGGGUUCACUCCCGAAACGCAACAAGCUUCUUCAGGACACCAAAUAUGAGGGCGUCUGUACUCCAUGCCUUGCCACGUGCUCUCUCGUCUCCCCACAAGUUAUGCAGUCAGAGCCAGCGUCUUGUCUUCAAGGUGGAAGUGCCUCUGUGCUUCAAGUCUCAAUCUCAACUUCGAUGAUUCCUUCUUCAUACAUCCCAAGUGUAAAGAGGAAUAUAAAUACAGAAGCUUGGUGCGGUUUCUGUGAGUUAACCGGUUAUACUCUAUUAUUUUAUUUGAGUAAUUCAGAUCAUAAGUUCGGAAUCCGACAUUUUGAGUGGGGUUGUGUAUCAUAGCCUCCGGUUCAUUUCCCGCCCGUUCUAUUCUUUGACAUCUUACUCUUUCUCCUAUCCUUCCCUUAAAAUUUAUCAUAAGCAGGGUUCGCAAAAGUAUUUGAAUAUAAGUAUAUUUUAUUUGUCGAAUAAUUUAUGAAACUGAACCUUUCGGUUUGUCUUCGAAUCUUGUCUUUUAAAGAGUUUUGUUUCUCUAAUGGAAACUCCCGCUCAAUCAUUUUUCCCCUUUGCGUCAGAUUUCUACGCAUCCCUCCUCCAAAGAAGCCUCAAUAUAAAUUACCCACUUGCUGGAAAAUCAGUUCAUGCUAGAAUUAUCAAAAGCGGGCUUCACCUUGGCGUGUUCUUAAUGAAUAACCUCAUCAAUUUCUAUGCCAAAAUUGGGUUUCAAUUGGAUGCACAUCGUGUUUUUGAUGAAAUGCCUGUGAAAAAUGCAUUCACUUGGAAUACAUUACUAUCUGCGUAUGCAAAACGGGGCAGAAUUGAUGCAGCCCAUUGUAUUUUUUUGCAAAUGCCUGAUCCUGACUCGGUCUCAUGGACUUCAAUGAUUGUGGGCUAUAAUCAGAUGGAUCUUUUUGAAAAUGCGAUUCGGAUGUUCUCAGAGAUGAUUUUAUGUAGGGUUGCACCGUCCCAAUUCACAAUUACUAAUAUACUUGCCUCCUGUGCUGCUAUUGAUGGUUUGGACAUCGGGAGAAGGGUUCACUCUUUUAUUGUCAAACUUGGGCUUAGUAGUUAUAUCCCUGUGGCAAAUUCUCUCCUUAACAUGUAUGCAAAAACUGGUGAUCCAAUGACAGCAAAGAUUGUUUUUGAUCGGAUGAGGUUGAAGAGCAUAUCAAGCUGGAACUCUAUGAUUUCAUUGCAUAUGCAGUGUGGUCAGCUUGAUCUUGCCCUUGCCCAGUUUGAGCAAAUGAAAGAGCGAGAUGUAGUUUCCUGGAACGCAAUGAUUGCAGGUUAUAAUCAACAUGGAUAUGAUUUUGAAGCACUUGAUAUCUUCUCAAGAAUGCUUAAGGAUUCUUCAUUGAAACCUGAUAAAUUCACCUUGGCCAGUGCCUUGUCGGCUUGUGCAAAUUCAGAGAAGUUGAAACUUGGAAAACAAAUUCAUUCAUAUAUCAUUAGGACUGACUUUGAUACCUUUGGGCCAGUUAAAAAUGCUCUGAUAUCAAUGUACUCCAAGUCUGGUGGGGUUGAAACUGCUCGAAAGAUUUUAGAGCAUUGGAUGACUUCCAAUCUUAAUGUUAUAGCAUUUACAGCUUUGCUAGAUGGAUAUAUUAAAAUUGGGGAUAUAAGUACAGCCAGGCAGAUCUUUGAUUCAUUGAAAGAUCACGAUGUAGUUGCAUGGACAGCGAUGAUUGUAGGUUAUAUGCAGAAUGGCUUCAACAAUGAUGCGGUGGACCUGUUCAGGUUAAUGGUAAGAGAAGGGCCUAAGCCAAACAAGUACACUCUUGCAGCCAUGUUGAGUGUCAGUUCAAGCUUGGCUUCAUUGGAUCAUGGAAAACAAAUCCAUGCAACUGCCAUAAGAUCAGGAGAAGCAUUAUCGGUUUCUGUGAGUAAUGCUUUAAUUACCAUGUACUCAAAAGCUGGAAGCAUCAAUGGUGCAAGACAGGUAUUCAAUCUGAUACAUUGGAACAGAGACACUGUCUCUUGGACUUCAAUGAUUAUGGCUUUAGCUCAACAUGGUCUUGGAGAAGAAGCCAUAGAACUGUUUGAGAAGAUGCUGGCAGUUGAUAUUAAGCCUGACCAUAUAACUUAUGUUGGUGUACUUUCUGCUUGCACGCAUGUGGGUUUGGUGGAGCUAGGUCGUAGCUAUUAUAAUCUGAUGCAAAAUGUACACAAAAUUGAACCGACUCUAAGCCAUUAUGCUUGCAUGAUUGAUUUGCUUGGACGUGCUGGACUGCUUCAGGAAGCUCAAGAUUUCAUAGAAAAAAUGCCGGUCGAACCAGAUGUUAUAGCUUGGGGUUCGCUUUUGUCUUCCUGUAAAAUUCAUAAAAAUGCAGAGCUGGCAAAAGUUGCUGCAGAGAGAUUGCUCAUAAUUGAGCCAGAUAAUAGUGGGGCAUACUCUGCCCUAGCUAAUGUCUAUUCUGCUUGUGGAAAAUGGGUGGAUGCUGCCAUUAUUCGAAAGUCAAUGAAAGAUAGACGAGUGAAGAAAGAACAAGGAUUUAGCUGGGUUCAAAUGAAAAAUGAAAUCCAUGUCUUUGGUGUUGAAGAUGUGCUUCAUCCACAAAGAGAUGCAAUCUAUGAGGCUAUGGCAGAAAUUUGGAAGGAGAUAAAAAAGAUGGGUUUCAUUCCUGACACUGAGGCAGUUCUCCAUGAUCUCGAUGCUGAGGUAAAGGAGCAGAUUCUUAAGCAUCACAGUGAGAAGCUUGCCAUAGCAUUUGGACUGAUAAAUACUCCAGAGAAAUCUACUUUGAGAAUCAUGAAGAACCUAAGAGUAUGUAAUGACUGCCACUCUGCCAUUAAGUUCAUCUCCAAGCUUGUUGGCAGAGAAAUUAUUGUCAGGGAUGCUACUCGUUUUCACCAUUUCAAUGAUGGGUCCUGUUCUUGUCGGGAUUAUUGGUAGUGCAACAAAUAUUUCUCCAGUUCACAUAUUGUUGAAAACAGUACCACCAGUGAACAAAAACUCGUGUAUUUAGCAAAUGCUAUAAACUUUGAAGCUUGUGUAAAACAGACUUGAUCAGCUUACUGCUUUCAGCACUGAUGUUGAUUCUACUUCAAGGGCAUUCAUGAAAGAUUUUGUCAACGAGUAUGGUGUUCCUUGGCCUUGAGCAUGAUACAUGUUUGCGUUCAUCAUUGUGCAGCAGAGGUCUCUUGUACAUGCACAGCAGAUAUUGUCGACUGAGUUACACAAUCAUCUGCAAGGGUCUUCUCAGUGAUGCCUCUAACUGACAUAGCAUCCAAAAUCUGGUAUGCACUUCCACGGAUCUUGGUAACCUUCAAAAUAUCUUUUCUAACUGUAGUUUGAUGAGCGCAUGCUUACAUGUGUGUGUCAUAUAUGCCGGCAAUUUUUAGUAUUUUUAUGAUAAUGGUGAUGGUAUAUGGGAUAAAUUCCAUUGGAGUUCAGGAAACUUUUGAGUAAAUUCUAUAUUUUUUUUAGGGGGUCACUAAAA
Molecule: messenger RNA, 3580 nt
Organism: Malania oleifera
Lineage: Eukaryota; Viridiplantae; Streptophyta; Magnoliopsida; Santalales; Ximeniaceae
Product: pentatricopeptide repeat-containing protein At2g22070
Exons: 1
Coding region: 676-3033 (785 amino acids)
Biological process (GO): RNA modification
Molecular function (GO): zinc ion binding; protein binding; RNA binding
Source: RefSeq, a predicted model, not a curated record